This is a messenger RNA of Rangifer tarandus platyrhynchus (Svalbard reindeer), 1530 nucleotides long. Lineage: Eukaryota; Metazoa; Chordata; Mammalia; Artiodactyla; Cervidae. The record is from the annotation of a GenBank genome assembly.
AUGCUCUCCUGUAGGUGUCCCCCCACAGCCCCACCCCACCACGGCUUACGACGGUUCCAUCCUGAUAAUUCCCUUCAACGACCCGCGGAUACUAAACUAGCCCGACCCCAUGGAUUCUGGGAAGAUGUGAAGCUGGAUGGUGCGGUCCCUGCCCCUCACCCAAGAAGCCUGCAGCAGGAGGGGGCCGUGUGGGGCACAUCAGGGAGGGGGAGGGGUCCUGCCCCUGCUGAUCCCAGCCCCCCAUGGCUAUGGGGCCAGCCCCCCAGGGAUAGAGAAGACGGCAGUUCUCCUGACCGAAGAGACCCCUGCAUUGUCACACAAAGAAAGCGGCCCGAUGUGAGCGGCAGCCCACGCGAAUAUCCAGAAAGCCUCGUGUCCUCCCCGAGCCCCCAGGGCGAGAGUUCCUGUGAGAUGCAGACCCAACUCAGAAAGUUCGAGACAGGGCUGCAGCCCAAGAGAAGCUCAAAGAAAAAAACGAGCGAGACGAUCUUUUGUUUGGUUUCCAUCCCGGUGAAAUCGGAGUCCCAGCCGCCAGGUACGGACACGAACAACAGUGACCUGAAGCGGAGCGCUGCGUUGCAGGAGCAGAGCGGGCUCAGUUUGUCUUCCACCGACCUGGAGCUCCAGGCACUCACCGGCAGCAUGGCCCCGAGGACAGAGCUGCCAAGACCAGACCCGGGGGGCCCAGGAGGGGGCCGGCAAGCAGACGGCCUCAGAUCCCCCAACCCCGCAAAGCACCGCGCGCUCGCAUGGCCUGGCCCAUGGCCUGGGCACCACUUCCGAGACCAGCAAACACAAACCAGCUUCGCUCAAGAGCCUCAGAGCCUGCAGCCCCUCCCAGGCGAGAGGACAGGUGGCUCCCCCGACCCCGUGCUGCCUCCAAGGUGUUUGGACCCUGCACCCUUUGAGGUUCAGAUGCACAUGGCGUUGGCGUCCAGUGACCCGAACCAGAGGCCCGAGACUCAUUCCCCGAAAAGUCAAGGGUCCCUCAGCCCGUCCAGCAACAGCGCCUUCUCCGGGUCCUCCCGGUCCAGGAACCAGGUUCCCGCACCGAGGGCCAGCCUGGGUCAGCAGGGCUCGGAUGGCCGUGGCCGCCGAGCCAGCCCCGUGUCCAGGGGUGAGGUGAUCAAGGGGGAGACCACGGGCCCCUGCAACAGUCGACAGCUGUUCGGGCAGUUCCUCCUGAAGCCCGUGAGCCGCUGGCCCUGGGACUUGAUCAGCCAGUUAGAAAGUUUCAACAAGGAGCUUCAGGAGGAGGAAGGAAGCAGUAACAGCAGCAGUGACGGCAGCGGCAGUGAGGACAGCGACACAGAGCUGCCCUGGCGGAGCUGUGCCCACCCGGCACCCCAGCGUCCGGGCCUCCUGAAGGGCCUGGUGCCCGCGGACCCCAGGACCAGGCCGGGCAGAGUCAAGAGCAAGUCCGAGAGCUGGAGCGAGGAGGGGAGGCCUCGGUCCCCCAGGCCCUGGCAGGCAGAAGGCAGAGGCUCCGUGUGGCUGUCCCCCCCCCCGCCCCGGGAGCUGGAUUGCUGA